UUCAAUAUGGAAAAUUCUAAGAGAGGAUUGAUUCCUGUUAGGCAUGGAAUUCACCUUUCGAAGGAAAUGUCUCCAAAGACUUCUGAAGAAAGAGUUGAAAUGGCAAAGAUACCAUAUGCUUCGGCAAUUGGUAGUCUUAUGUACGCUAUGUUGUGUACGCGGCCAGAUAUUGCCUAUGCAGUUAGUUUGACUAGCAGAUAUCAAUCCAAUCCAGGUUCAGAACACUGGAUGACGGUUAAGAAUAUCUUUAAGUACUUGAGAAGAACUAAAGAUAUGGUCUUAACAUAUGGAGGAGGUGAUCUUAAAAUAGAUGGCUUUACAGAUUCUGAUUUUCAAUCAGAUAUAGACGAUCGUAAGUCUAUAUCUGGAUUCGUAUUCACAUGUAAUGGAGGAGCAGUGAGUUGGAAGAGUUCCAAACAAGAAACCACUGCAGAUUCCACUACAGAAGCCGAGUAUAUUGCGGCAUCAGAUGCUGCAAAGGAAGCUGUUUGGAUUAAGAAGUUUGUUUCUGAACUUGGUGUGGUUCCUACCAUUGAGUCGGCGGUUCCUCUUUUCUGCGACAACAAUGGUGCUAUAGCCCAGGCAAAGGAACCCCGGUCUCACCAAAAAUCCAAACACAUAGAAAGGCGAUAUCAUAUUAUCCGAGAAAUUGUUGGAAAAGGAGAUGUGUCUCUCCAAAAGAUAGCAUCAGCCGAAAACACGGCUGACCCACUGACAAAGCCCAUGACCCAGAGUCAAUUAGAUUUACAUCUUGAGAAGAUGGGGCUUAGAUAUAGUAGCCAAUGGCACUAGUGCAAGUGGGAGAUUGUUGGUAGUUUGUGCCCUAGGGCCAUUUUGUAUUUAUUCUUGUAUAAACAAAUCCCAUUGGCAAUGAUAUAUAUGUUUUUAUUUGAACUAAGUGUCUCAUCAACUAAGUGUUUAUUUAAUACAUAUUGUCCUUAUCACAUUGUGAUAGAAUCUAUUCUUAAGGUAGUAAGAAUAUGAGUGACAGAUUCUAUUAUACAAGUGAUCUAAAUAAUCGUUCACGAUCGAUGGGGUCCUACGAAUAAGGGCAUCGCAUUAUCCCGAAAAGAUCGUCACCUCUGUUUAUUCUCCUGAUUAGUAAAGAGUUACUAAUUAUAGGAAGUAGUGAGUCUCAUACUACUUGA
This is a messenger RNA of Mercurialis annua (annual mercury), 1148 nucleotides long. RefSeq names its product secreted RxLR effector protein 161-like. The record is from RefSeq and is a predicted model, not a curated record. Lineage: Eukaryota; Viridiplantae; Streptophyta; Magnoliopsida; Malpighiales; Euphorbiaceae. Bases 7 to 792 code for a protein of 261 amino acids. The transcript has a single exon.